AUGGAAGCUGAUUCGGGCGAGAGCCCGGAGGAGCUCGCUCGCCUCCGGAAGGAGCGGUCGCUGCUGCUGGGGGAGCUCGGCACGCUUCGCGCGAAGUUCGAGCUCACGCUGCAGACGCUACGGUCCAUCCUGGGCCUUGAGCUGAACUGCUCCUGGGCGGACAUCGUGGAGCAUGUAGAAUUACUUGGACGGCUUGCCGAUGGUCACAAGGGCCAAGACAAGUCCAUCAAGGAGGAGGAAGACGACGACGAGGAGAGUGAGGCAGAGGAGCUUCGACAGCUGCUCUUGCAAGCAGAAAUGGACCUGGAUGAAAAAGAGCAGCAGCUAGAAGAGCAAUGCGCUCGCGUUCGGGACCUUUCUGAUGUGCUAUCCAAGCAACAAAAUGUCUUGGACAUGACAUGUGCGCAACUGUCAAACCAAAACGAGCAGAAGGAUCUGGUGAGCAAGCAGCGGGAAGAGCUUCUGCGCACCACAGCUGACCGUGAUCGGCUCAAUGAUGAGCGGAAUCGCCUGCGCGAAGAGACACGCAAGCUGCGGGAGCUCAACGUGUUUCAGCAGAAGCAUCUCCAAGAGAAGGAGAGUCAACUGGCUGUAGCCGAAGCCUCUCUGGUGGAGAAGCACACAAGCCUCGCAAGAAGGGAGCAGGAGCUGGGAGACCUCCAAGCUGAUCACGAAAGACAGCGAGCGGAGAUCGAGGAGCUUUGCGACGUGGUCGCCUCGCGCGAUGACGAGGUCGACAGAAUACGAUCGCAGCUGGAAGUCUACGAGGCUGCGGAGAGGAGGAAGCACAGCUACCGUCCCGGCCCUUGCGAUGGCUCCUUCGUUGGCCGCCUGGCGUCCUCUCGCAGUGGGCCACUGGAAGAUACUGGCUCCGGGCCGCCUUCCUCCGCCAGCUCUGCGUAUCCCUCCGCGCGGGGCUCCGCGCCGAGGUACAAUGACUCUGUACCGUCCACACCGGGAGCACAGAGCCCUGUCACCUCGUCUCUCCGACGGCCGAUGCGUCCGGUGCUCUCCAUGGAUCGAGAUGAGCGUGCUGCGUUUCUGUCCCACUUCCCGAUGGCGUCACGAACGGAGAGGCUCAUGCGCACCCGCAUCGAUGGCAAACGCUGA
Symbiodinium sp. CCMP2456 is the source of this 1110-nucleotide messenger RNA. The record is from the annotation of a GenBank genome assembly. Lineage: Eukaryota; Dinophyceae; Suessiales; Symbiodiniaceae.